Aspergillus mulundensis is the source of this 489-nucleotide messenger RNA. RefSeq lists its product as uncharacterized. The record is from RefSeq and is a predicted model, not a curated record. NCBI's taxonomy places the organism in Eukaryota, Fungi, Ascomycota, Eurotiomycetes, Eurotiales, Aspergillaceae. The coding region runs from base 1 to 489 and encodes 162 amino acids. The transcript is spliced from 2 exons.
AUGUCGCCAUGGAAGAUCUCUGUUCUCAGCGGACUCGCUGAUGCGGCGGUUGGGGUCGGAUGGCUGAGGCUGAACCGGGCGUUGGAGAAGAAUCGGAUGGAAUUUCAGUUGCAGACUAGACACUUCUGCGUACCAGCAGGCAUGGUGGAAUCUUCCACCUCGCCGACCGUAUUAUCCCGGAUGCAAAGUGGGCAGUCCAAGCACCGCAUCGCUCUUCACCGGGACAUCUGCAUAUUCCUGGCUUUGACAGGGUACAGGGAGAGGAAUGGCCCGGCAGCAACGGCGUGGUACCGGUAUGCAGUGCUGACGGCAGAGGUCUUCAGGACAUUGGCCAUGUGCUCGGUCUCGUACCAGGCAACGAAUGCCUCCGAGGAGAUCCUCGGUGCGGAGCGAGCCCUCGACGUUACGUGCAGCAAGCCCUGUGUUGAAGCCAUUGUUCCUAUCUCUACCAUGGAACCUGUCAAGAAUGAAUGUCGAGCCCUCGGUUAA